GUACUCAGUUACUCACUCGCCAUAGCCAUGGCCGCCCCUAUCAAGCUCCACCCAUUGGCUAUCAUUAUCAUCCUCCUCUCCUUCACAGUACAGGCUUUUUCCGAAUCUGAAUCCAAAGCUCCGGGGCAAUGUAGAUCAGAAUCAGUUGGAGGAUGCCACGACAAGGCCGAGGCUCUAAAACUAAAAGUCAUUGCCAUAUUUACCAUAUUAGUCACCAGCAUGAUCGGCGUUUGCCUACCACUGUUUUCACGGUCUGUUCAGGCUCUUCAACCCGACCGGGAUCUAUUCGUGUUGGUUAAAGCAUUUGCUUCCGGCGUCAUACUCGCGACCGGGUACAUGCACGUGUUACCAGAUUCUUUUGAUGACUUGAGAUCGGAGUGUUUGCCAGAAAAGCCUUGGAGAAAGUUCCCGUUCUCGACUUUCGUGGCAAUGCUAGCGGCUGUGCUUACUCUUAUGGUGGAUUCAGUUGCACUGAGCUAUUACAAGAAACGUUAUGCUAAAGCUGCUGUCGUCGGUGAUGGUGAGAAAGCGAAAAAUGGGACCAUAGAGUUGGGAGAUGUUGGGCACGGUCACGUUAUGAGUCCUCAUGUGCACAGUAUUACUGAAGAAGUCACACAGUUGCUGCGUCAUCGUGUUGUAGCUCAGGUACUAGAACUGGGGAUUGUAGUGCACUCAGUAGUAAUCGGUUUGUCAAUGGGGGCAUCUGGCAAUUCAUGCACAAUCAGACCGCUCGUUAUUGCUAUCUGCUUCCAUCAACUCUUUGAAGGAAUGGGUCUAGGCGGAUGCAUACUACAGGCUGAAUAUGGAACCAAGAUGAAAGCAAUUCUGGUGUUCUUCUUCUCGAUCACAACUCCAUUUGGGAUCGCGCUUGGAAUGGGUUUGUCAAAUGUAUACACAGACAACAGUCCAUCUGCUCUAAUCGUGGAGGGACUGCUAAACGCUGCGUCUGCGGGGCUUCUGAAUUAUAUGGCAUUGGUGGAUCUCUUGGCAUCUGACUUCAUGGGACCUAAGCUCCAAGGAAGUUUGAAGCUCCAAAUGUGGGCAUGUUCUGCAGUAUUACUAGGCGCUGGAGGCAUGUCCUUGAUGGCAAAAUGGGCAUGAAGAUGCCACAACGUCGCUAAUUAAGCUUUUUUUUGGUGAAAAAUGCAUUUCCUACCUCUCUAUUUUCUCGUGCAGAGUUUAGAUCCUUUCUUUUUGUAGUGAAACAGCUUUAGCUGUUGUUUUUAGGCCUUUUCGCAUAAAAAUUAGUUUUUAGUCAAGUCACUUAAAUAAGGAAGUACUUCCAAUUAGACUGUAAUACAUGAUUUGGUACGGUCUUGGUUACAAGUUGAUUUUGAAUGCA
Molecule: messenger RNA, 1342 nt
Organism: Alnus glutinosa
Lineage: Eukaryota; Viridiplantae; Streptophyta; Magnoliopsida; Fagales; Betulaceae
Product: fe(2+) transport protein 1-like
Exons: 3
Coding region: 28-1101 (357 amino acids)
Biological process (GO): zinc ion transmembrane transport
Cellular component (GO): plasma membrane
Molecular function (GO): zinc ion transmembrane transporter activity
Source: RefSeq, a predicted model, not a curated record